Messenger RNA from Camellia sinensis, 1888 nucleotides. RefSeq lists its product as uncharacterized. The record is from RefSeq and is a predicted model, not a curated record. Gene Ontology annotation, molecular function: DNA binding; DNA-binding transcription factor activity. Gene Ontology annotation, biological process: regulation of DNA-templated transcription. NCBI's taxonomy places the organism in Eukaryota, Viridiplantae, Streptophyta, Magnoliopsida, Ericales, Theaceae.
GUAGAGAAUGGUACUAUUGACAAGGAAACCAAAGUGGUUCCAUAAUUUUAUACAUUUCCCACUUGCCACCCCCAACUGCACCCCCACAAAUAUAUCAAUCAAAACUCUCUCUUGGCCCAUACAAACCACAAGUGUUACAGAUCUUCUUCUACUUAUAAUUUUUCCUUUUUUCUUUUUACAGAUAGAUCCAUUGAUUGCUAGAGAGAGAGAGAGAGAGAGAGAGAGAUAAUCUCAGACAUGCUCACUUGAUCUCACCUUACUAGCCAUUUUAUUGCACUCUCUCGCCAACAUUCUCUUAUAUCUGCUUCACACCAACACACUCUGUCUCAAACAAAAAAAAAAAAUUAUACCCCUUUUUGAUUCACAUCCAUCUCUCUCCUUGCACCAAGAUCCAAAGCCUAAUUACUAAAUUCUGUUAUCUUGAUUGUAGUUUCUGUGUUUUUGGUUUUGAUUUUUAGAGAUGGGUUUGAGUACUAAACAGGUUUCUAGUGACGGGCAUGAUUGGGGGGACAGUUUGUUGCAGUCCGGUAGUGCUUUGGAGAUUCCUAAGCCUCCGGUAGCGGUGGCGAGGCGGCUACAACUGCGGCAUCAGCAAUCAGAGCCACUGGCAUGUCCAAGAUGUGGAUCUAAAAACACAAAGUUCUGUUACUACAAUAAUUACAACGAGUCUCAGCCUAGACAUUUUUGUAAAGCUUGCAAGAGGCACUGGACUAAAGGUGGUACUCUCCGAAAUGUCCCCGUUGGCGGUGGCCGGAAAAACAAGCGGCUCAAGACUGCCACCACCACCACCUCCACUACCACCGCAACCACCACCGCCACCACCGCCACCGCCUCUAGUAGGAGUAAUACCCACGUGGGUAUUCAAAAUCAGCAAGAACUUGGUGGUGACCAGAAGAACAUCUCUGAAAUUCUUUAUCACGCUUUCAUUCAUCCACCACAUGACUCAAUUAAUGGUUCUGGCAAUUUCAAUCUGAAAAGUUUCAGUGGCAACAAUGGAAACUUUUUGGGUUCAACUCUACCAUUCACAUUCUCAAGUUUGAGCUCUUUUGAGAGUGACCCAUCUUCAAUUCCCACCUCUUUUCGGUCUUCGGAUUGUUACGAGUUCACCGGAGGGUUGGCUUUUAUGGAGGAGGAGGACAGAACCAUCACCACCUUCAUCCCCACCACAACAAGCAUUGCUACUCAGCCAUGGCAAGUUGUUCCAACCACAAGCAGUGUCAUGGACAUGCCAAACUACUGGAAUUGGGAUGAUAUUGAUACAUUGGUAUCAACUCAAGAGCUCAACAUACCUUGGGAUGAUCAUGAUACUGAUUUAAACCCUAAAUCCUAAAGAAAAUCUGAUAUAUUAUUAUCAGUGUCUGUCUAUGUAUAGAUCAGUUUGUGUUAAUUGGUGUCUGUCUUUGAUGGGUUGUUCUCUUUUCUUUUGUUUCAGUCUUCUUCUUAGAUGUUUCACAAGGUUUUGUCAGAAAAUCGAAUCGAUAUUGGUCGCGGUGUAGAUUGGUAUCUGGAAUAUCGAACAAUAUCGGUUGACCUGGUCAUCAAUUUUCUAAAUCAUCAGCUGCAAAAAUAAGAAAGGAAUUUUUUUUUUUUUUAUAGCAGCCAAACUGGCUAUAUCAACUGUGAAUUGGAUCAUGAAUCGACUUGAUCUGAUUUUCAUUUCUACCAGUAUACCGAGGUGUGUUGAUAUUGGGAAGCCGAAAAACCGAUCUAGCCUAUAUUUAAAAUAAUGAAGUAACUCUCGUAUGUCCAUGUGUAUUUGUAUUGAGUUUGAGUGAAAACAUCUAUCGUAGUCCCUCUCAAUCUGUAAUUAUUAUAGUGAAAUGUAUACUGUUUGAAGCAGUCCUUUUUAGAAUUUCCGCUUUUUCAACGUAUGUGUCCAUUAAUUGUC